ACUUCUGAUGUCACAAUGGGGCCGGCAGUACUAUUUUUGUCAAAGCUGUCUAGAAACCAACCAGAAGUUCAGGAGGAUCUGCAAAGAAGGAUGUGGAAGAAAGAAAGAAAGAGAAGCCAUCAUCAGCCUAAGAUCAAAGCAGCUGAAGGAGUUUCUGGUACAGGACAAUAUGUGGAGCUAAAUUCAGCUCAGGAUCCUUCAGCGCCCAAAUCCAUUCAAGUCACAGAACUCCGGAGUAACCUAGUAUUUGAAGAAAUUAGCCGUCGGGUCAAAGAGGUGGGCAGCCAACUGGUCAAGAAGGUCAACGCUAUAUUUCAGUUGGACAUUACUAAAGAUGGAAAGAUCAUUGUCCAGUGGACGGUUGACUUGAAGAAUGGAUCUGGAGAAGUAUACUCAGGAUCAGCAAGGAGCCCACCAGACACCGUGUUUACUAUUCCAGACCAUAUUUUUAUGGAGCUGGUGCUAGGAAAAACCAAUCCUCAAAGGGCUUUUUUUGCUGGUAAGCUCAAAGUCAGUGGCAAGGUGAUGCUGGGACAGAAGCUGGAAAAGAUUUUCAAAGACUGUGCUAAAUUCUAAAAGAGGAAAAAAGACCAAGAGAGUGACCAAGACCAUCUCUUAAAUUUCCUAGCCGCACAGAAAUAGUGCUCGAACUGAAGAUUAAAAAAAAAAAUCCAAUAUUUUUACUCAAAUUCUUCCUAUACGAGUUUUGAUCUGCUGAUGUGUAAUUUGCCACGGGUGUGUUCCUAGUGCAGUAAACUAUCUUGGAGUGAAUGGCCUUAAAUCUUGGUUUCUUUUUCCAUUCCGCUGUCACAAUUAAAUUACUCUCAGUGGCAUAAAAUUGGGCAACAUGGAAA
Molecule: messenger RNA, 854 nt
Organism: Sarcophilus harrisii (Tasmanian devil)
Lineage: Eukaryota; Metazoa; Chordata; Mammalia; Dasyuromorphia; Dasyuridae
Gene: SCP2D1
Product: SCP2 sterol binding domain containing 1
Exons: 1
Coding region: 16-576 (186 amino acids)
Cellular component (GO): cytosol
Source: RefSeq, a predicted model, not a curated record